Molecule: messenger RNA, 2984 nt
Organism: Podarcis lilfordi (Lilford's wall lizard)
Lineage: Eukaryota; Metazoa; Chordata; Lepidosauria; Squamata; Lacertidae
Source: the annotation of a GenBank genome assembly
AUGUCAUAGUCCGUCUCCCACCAGAAUCCCUUUUUGGCAGUUUAAUUUUGAAUGUGUCCAAGAACCUUGAACCUUGCUUGCUCACCCUCCCCAUCAAAAUCUCUCCUCCCACCCCCCGAUCAAUUAUUGCUGUUUUAAUUUUAAUCCAGGAAAGCUUUUAAAUUAUUAGAGGUGGACAUGAUUAUCUUACAGGGCUUUUGAAACUAAAGGCAAGACAAAGAGUCCAAGAUCUCACAAUCACAAUGUUCUCCUGUGAUUCUCUAUGUCAGCUCAUUUUCCUGUGCAGGUUGCCAGAGCAGUACGUAUUGCGAAUGGUUUUAAUAUAGCCAACUCAUUGUGACUUCAGUUUAAAAUCCUCAAUGAAUGAAGAGGAUAACAAAGUGUGGAUUGCAUGCUUGUGAUAUACGGGAAGUACUGUAUGUCACAAGUAAGAUAAUAACAUGCAUGUGUGGGAGUUUCCAAGCUGACUGAGUUAUCUUUGAAGUUGUGGUAUAUCUUCCAGAUAUACUCUCUUAAUUUACAGAUAUUGCACCAAGGAUACAUUCAGCCCUCACAAAAUCUCCACACUAUGCAUUCUUCUAUGAUUAACUGACUCUGUAUUUGAUUUCUCCCCUACUUCCCUCUUCUCUGUUAUUUAUUGACAGAGAGGCCAAACCAACCACAGAAAAAGUAGUUUCUAGACUCAAUCUAGUAGUGCCAAUGGGAGCUCUUUUUAGAAGUCUGAUUUCCACAUUUGGAAGGGUGGGGGGGGGAGCUGGUUUUCAUCAGGAUAGCAGCGCACAGGAAGCGGGGUUAACCCUUCGCUUCCCAGCUGCCAUCCCAACAAAAACCAUCACCCCCCACAAAACACAUGUGACAAUUAGGCUUAGGGGGAAAUCCUCUAAACAUUAUUGUUGUGUAAGGCUGGGGAGGGGAGGCGGCAUAGAAAAACUGGCAGAAAUAAUGACCAAGAUAAAGGGUCUGGGAACCAAACUUUAUGAAUAACAGUUGAGGGAAUUGGUUAUGUUGAGCCUGAUAAAGAGGAGAUUGAGUAGAGAUAUGAUAGCCAUCUUCAAAUAUCAUGGAGGGUAGAGCAAGCUUGUUUUCUCCUGCUCUGGGGGGUAAGACCUGAAACAGUGGAUUCAUGUUACAAAGAGAUUCUGACUAAACAUCAGGAAGAACUUUCUGAUGGUAAGGGCUGUUUGACAGUGGAACAGUCUCUCUCAGGAGGUGCUGGACUCUCCUUCCUUGGAGGUUUUAAAGCAGAGCUUGGAUGGCCAUCUGUCAUGUUUGAUCUGGUUGAGAUUUGUGCAUUGCAGGGCGUUGGAUUAGAUGACCCUCAUGAUCCCUUCGAACUCUACAAUUCUGUGAUUCGAUGUGUGAUCUGUGCACCCCAAGGUAGAGGCUCUUCAUUAAUUCAAAGAUGAAUUGAGGGAAUGAAAGAAUUAGGGUAACAUCUGCACCAUUUAAAGCACAUAGCUUCCCCAGAAUAAUGGAAACUGUAGUUUGCCCCAGAGCUACAAUUCCCAGCCCUCUUAACAAAAUAUAGUUCCCAGAAUUCUUUGUGGGGGAGCCAUGUACUUUGAAUAUAUGGAGGUGAAAGAUGUUAAAUUACUCAAAAGCAAGAAAGAGUCUGUUGACACAGAGUGGGCUGCUAUAGGUGAAAGAUGGGGGGGGGACUGUUGCUAAAGCCAUUGGUUAUUUAAUCUAUAUAAAUGUUUUGUUUGUUUUUAGCUAGGAAUUUUGUUAAAUUGGAAAUAUUAAUUUUGUUGCUGUGGUUUUGCUUGUUUACCUUAUGGCAACAUUGUUAAGUUGUUUUUUGGACCUGUUUGUUUGAUUUUGUAAUUUUUGCAUAUUGUUUUUGUUUAUUUUUAUUACUUAGUUCCUCACUCUGGUACUGAAAACAUUCAAUGAAGAGUGGGCUAUAAAUACUGUGAAUAAAUAAAUAUAUGGUGUGGAUGUUAUAUAAGAGACUGGCUGGGCUUAGAGGGAGAAAUAAGGAAGUUGUUGUAUGACACAAUAUUUGAAUCUGCAGGAAGGACAGAGAGUGCUGGCAAAGAAGAAAACUGUGAGUAUAUUAGUUCUGAUAUGCAGCUUGGAGUCUUAGGAACUUAAUUAUCUCCUCAAAUAAACUAAUGCAAAGUUUGCUAUAUACAGCAUUUCUCUGUCAAGCAUUAAAUUGUACCAGCAAGUUUUCAGUAUUUUAAUAUUUACAACCUGAUCCCAACCAUUCUUACAUUUAUUUCAGCUGAGCAUAUUGCAGCCUUAAUGGUCCACUCACUGCUGCAGCAGUCCUAUAGAUCUGCACUGAUUCUUACUUCUCAGGUAAAUACUAGGCAUUAAUUUAACGUCAAUGGCAACAGGUGAAACGAAGGACCUGAAGUCAGUUGUGCCCACUGUAAAAAUGAUGUUCUUGCUAACCUAGCUGAAGAGAGUAAUGCAUUUCACGCUAAACUACACAAGUGCGGAAAACAAAAUAUUUGUGUCAUGAAAAUUCAGUGAAACCUACACCUUAAGCAAAAGUCGUGAGAGGUAGAAUCAUAAUGCUACUCUUCUAUAUUGGAAAGGCACAGUACCAAUUUUAAUUUUAAAUGGUUCAUUUUUCAUUAUUAAAUGUUGUUUUAAAUACAUGUGUUCUUUCUGACUUAAGAUGUGUGCGUCCUUUAUGAAAGAAAUAUCCUAGAGUGUGGUGAGAGGGGCAAGCUCUGGAACUGUCUGCCAGAAAUCUGCCCCAGGUCCUUCAAAACAAGGCUGUGUACACCUUUAAAACACAUUCUUUCCCUCAAAGAAUCCUGGGCGCUGUAGUUCACCCUUCACAGAGUUACAAUUCCCAGCAACCCUUAGCAAACUACAGUACCCAGAAUUCUUUGAGGAGGACAUGGUGUGCCAGCAACCAGAACGUGUAAACAUUCCUAAACAGAAGUUUCCUGGGUGACCGUUUUUUCCAGGAGCCCAAAGACGCCUGCGGCCCAAGCCAGAAGGUUAUGCCGUUUACCAGCCGCUGA